AUGCAGCCACUCCUGCUCUUGUUGGCCUUUCCUCUGCCUCCUGAGGCUGGGACAGGAAUCAUCACUGGAGGACAUGAGGCCAGGUCCCACUCCCGCCCCUACAUGGCCUUGGUUAGGUUUCUGAUUGAAAAGAAGACCGUGAAAUGUGGAGGUGUCCUCACAAGAAAGUACUUUAUUUUGAUGGCAGGUCGCUGCUGGGGAAACUCAAUCAAUGUUACCCUGGGGGCCCACAACAUUAAGAAGCAGGAGAGGACCCAGGACGUCAUCCCUGUGAAAGAAGCCAUCCGCGACCCAGACUUUUGUCGUUUGAAAUUCUCCAACAACAUCAUGUUACUAAUGCUGGAGAGAAAGACCAAGCUGACUGCAGCUGUGUGGCCCCUCCGCCUGCCCUGGUCCAAGGCCCAGGUGAGGCCCAGACAGGUGUGCAGUGUGGCGGGAUGGGGGAAAGUCACCCCAAUGGGCAGCUUCUCAGACACACUGCAGGAGGUGGAGCUGACUGCGCAGCAGGACAGGGAGCGUGAAUCCUACUUACACAAUUAUCACAACAGUACCACUCAGCUGUGCGUGGGGAACCCAAAGGAAAAGAAGUCUUCCUUUACGGGGGACUUUGGGGGCCCUCUCAUCUGUAAGAAGGUGAUCCAGGGCAUUUCCUGCUAUGGACUAGAUAACAGGACUCCUCCACGGGCCUUCACCAAAGUCUCCAGUUUCCUGCCCUGGAUAAAGAAAACCAUGAAAUGUCUCUAA
Equus quagga is the source of this 744-nucleotide messenger RNA. RefSeq names its product granzyme B-like. The record is from RefSeq and is a predicted model, not a curated record. Gene Ontology annotation, cellular component: intracellular membrane-bounded organelle; cytoplasm. Gene Ontology annotation, biological process: proteolysis. Gene Ontology annotation, molecular function: serine-type endopeptidase activity. The transcript is spliced from 5 exons. Lineage: Eukaryota; Metazoa; Chordata; Mammalia; Perissodactyla; Equidae. The coding region runs from base 1 to 744 and encodes 247 amino acids.